AUGUGGGUAAGAAUAUUCGUCGUAGUCUGUUUGUUUUGUGAAGCAUUGGCAACUGCAAAUCCAGAUAGCAACGGAUCGUGUGUUUUACCAGAAGUUGAAGAUGUAGACUGGAACAUGUUACCAGGUACGUGGUAUCAAAUUAUGAAUUCGCACGAUGCCUACGAUGAUCACGUCAACUGUUUUACUAUGCGAAAUUUAAAAUCAACACCAGAAGGUGGUUAUAUGGAAGAUGUGAUCUAUAGUGUCGAGUCCAAUGAAAGCUUCCCUUUGUCGUAUACACCGCACAUUAUGCCUGCGCAUUGGAUUGACAGAGGAAACUCGAGGUUUACGUUUGACUCACGUUAUAAAUUUUUGGGGAUUGAUGAAGCUGUAGGAGGUGGAGCAAAAGGAAAUGCAAUGAAGGAACUUGACGGAUUUUUCACCAAUCCUAUAACAUAUGUAACGGAUUAUGAAAAUUAUGUGAUCUUUAUGCAGUGUGAUAGUACAGAUUAUCGGAAUGUCUGGGUUUCCAUGCGAAACAACCGUCCAUCUGCUGCCGACAUUUUACGAAUCCAUAACAGACUAAUUGGAAUGGGAGAUGGCUGGGAUGAAGUCGAGAUAUAUUUGACAGGCUGCACCAAAUUACCAAAAGCUCAAAACUAUAUUUAGAGAUUAACAUAUAGGCCUACUAUUCCAUAUACCGUAACUUACAUUUUAUUAUGUAAUCGGGUUAUGAUAUCGAAUACAGGAAAGUAUAUUGGGAAACUCAUUGAUAAUAUCCUUUUUGUUUCCAGCUUCAAACAUCUAAUAAUAAUACUUCAAAUAUACAGGUUCCUUACGGACGAAAGUUGCCAUCAAGACGCAGAUUCCCAUCAAAUGUUAUUUGAACACUAUAAAAUCUUUGCGCGCGAUAUCUUCGAAUCGUAAUACACAUUUAUCAAUUUGAAUAGCCAAGACAAAAUGACGAAGGCUGGUGUUCUCAUGUAAAAUCUAAGUUAUCUUGGGUAAAAAUAAAUAUUUCCGACUUCCGAGAAUAGUAUUGAUCUCCGACUAAACUAGGAUACUAAAAGAAGGACAAGAAAACCGAUUUAUUUAAUUUGAAAUUAUAUAUCAAUAUAAAUAUGCGGUAAUAAUGAUAACAGUAAUAUAAAUUGAAAUAAAGAAAAAAAUAUUAACAAAUAAUAUGAGUUGCUCAAUUGUAGGAACGUCUGAAAUUAUCAUGGUUUAGAUAUGAAACUAUGCUGAAAGUAGAUCUCUUGACCGGGCUAAUCAUCUUAACGAUAUUGUUACGAUUUGUUCAUAAAUUUCUUCUAAUGAUAUCUUGUGCCUUCAUAUGCGCGAUUCGCCUCUGAGUAAGUGUUAGCAACUUCACUUUAUGUGAAAAUGUUCAAAAAAAAAAAACAUGAUAUUUUACUACUUCGAAGAUGGUGGGACAAGUUUUGUUGAAGAAAUUUAGGACGCUGCAAAGGUGUUUGAGAAACAAUACAGGGUAAUUUGAUGUGCUAUUUAUAUUUAAGGAAGAGCCAAGAGUUAGCGUGACCAUGAUGUACUUGAAAUAAUAGAGUAAAAUAUUAUUAUUUCGUUUGAUUCUCACGUUUUGUGCUAAUAACAAGACAAAACAUAACAGAAAAGAAUUUUAAAUCCCUAAUUUCUGAGAAGAAGAAAAAAACGAAACGCACUUAAUUUACUAUCGAAAACAAAUUGUAAUUCACACCAAUGACAUCCAGUGCCUACAUUUCAAGCUAAUAUAUAUUAUUUUUUUAUUUAUAAUUACCAUCCGUAAACAUUUGAAUAUUUGAUAUCGUCUUUUAUUGAUAUACCAUUUAAAAUACAACUUUCUACUACUUUCUACAUCUAAUUUUAUAAUUUAAAAUUCCCAAUAGAUUGGGAAAAAUUGGAGCAAAUGAUAACUUAUAUUUUAACAAAUAAAGAGAAAUGUUUCUGUGACAAAUCCGAUCAGUUCCGAAAAUAACAAUAUCUAAAAGUUUAUGAUCAAAUGGAUGAAACAAUUUUUCUUCUCAUUUUCACAUUCGCUUACCGUCCGUUAUGUGUUUCUCAUACCGUUUGUUUGUGAUCAUACGAUACUUUGCAUUUGACUUUACCCUGAUAUAUAUAGCUUAUAAUCAAACUAACUUUUGGUUCACGGGUUGUAAACAAAAAAAAACACAUUUGAGUAUUCAAACCUAUCAUUGUCAUUCACGUAUACUUUUAUGGAGUUUUAAUCAAGAUGAAAUGAUUCAAGGUGAAAUCAGGUGGUACAAAAAUGUUGUGUAUUGAACUGCAGGUACAUAUGUGGCCUGUCACAAGGAUGCUUCAAGGAGAUAGUAAUAAGUGAAAUAAAAUUAUCUCUUUUUA
Styela clava is the source of this 2334-nucleotide messenger RNA. RefSeq lists its product as uncharacterized. The record is from RefSeq and is a predicted model, not a curated record. Lineage: Eukaryota; Metazoa; Chordata; Ascidiacea; Stolidobranchia; Styelidae.